Messenger RNA from Epithele typhae, 2397 nucleotides. RefSeq lists its product as uncharacterized. Gene Ontology annotation, biological process: DNA-templated transcription; regulation of DNA-templated transcription. The record is from RefSeq and is a predicted model, not a curated record. The coding region runs from base 1 to 2397 and encodes 798 amino acids. Gene Ontology annotation, cellular component: nucleus. The transcript has 12 exons. Gene Ontology annotation, molecular function: DNA-binding transcription factor activity, RNA polymerase II-specific; zinc ion binding; transcription cis-regulatory region binding. Lineage: Eukaryota; Fungi; Basidiomycota; Agaricomycetes; Polyporales; Epitheliaceae.
AUGUCCGCGGGCGGGUACGACUGCGUGUUUCUGGGGCGCAAGCCGCGCGCGCCAGGUGAGCAGCGCAUGGUCCUUCGACAGCAGAUACGCGAAAAGGACGCGAUGAUCGAUAACCUUCUCAGCCAAGUCAACCCUGGACCUACCAUGGCGACGCCGCUUACGCUCGUUCCCGCGCGCCUGCCGCUCAACCAGAAGGAGCGCGCGGACUACCGCGACGUGCUCAGCUAUCUCGAACGCAGUUCGCAACAAGCCAAUCAACGUCUCAUGGGCGACCAACGGGUUAAGUUCGAGAUUGCGGCGCUGGAAGACGUUGUGUCGGAGGACGAUUCGAUGACAUCUGACGACGAAGCUGGCGGCGCGGGCAGCCACGCGGGCUCCUCCAGCCCGAAGCGAGAGCGGGAGUCCUCUCCGACCCUGCGCGCCACGGAAUCCGUGCCUCCACGCGCCGUUGAGUCAAUCCUGGAGCCGGGCGCGCCGACAUUCAUCAUGGCCACCGCGGCGCUCCAAAACGCGCGCAAGCCCGUCCCAACUGAGAGUGCGAGCGAUAGCACUUCCUCGGCCGCCGGAGCGGCGUCAAACGUGGAAGCGGGUGUGGCCGCAGACAACUACUACCUCCCCGGUCCGCAUGCCAAUCUGCAACUUCGUCGGCUCAUCAUCGAAAGGCAGGCUGCACCGGACAUUCUACUCUCAGGGCUGGUGACGCCAGAGGACGCGACGGCGUUGUUUGAGAUGUACGUCGCGACGUUAUGUUGCGGAUGCCCAACACUACAAGUGGAUCAACUCUGUACGGUGGCUUCCAAGUAUUACAAGGAAAAGCCGCACAUCUACGGGAUGGCGAUCCAUUUUGCGAAGGCAGCGGCUGCAAACGCGGUCAUUGACGGCUGGAAGACGGUCGAGAUGACCCAGGCAUUCGCGCUCUGGAGCGUGUACAACCCACCCGCUCGGCGGUGGGAAGAGGACCGCGCGUGGUGUUACACGGGCAUUGCAUUCCGAUUGGCUACCGAACUGAAUCUAAGCCGUUACCCUGACCAAUUUGCCGAUGAGCGCUCUGAGCGUGAGAGCCACAACCGCACGCGCAUGUGGCUGAUGUGCUUCAUCAUGGACCGCUGCCUGAGUAUCCAGUCCGGAAAGGCCUGGAUGGUUCAGGAGGACGCGACGAUCCGGGACGCGGCAUCCUGGGCCAAGAACUUCAAGUACCACCAACAGUGCGACAACUAUCUCGUGAGCCUGACGGAGCUGCUCAUCAUCAUGUCCCGCUUCGUGGGCACGGUCAACCCCGCGUUUGGGACAUCGUCGGUCGAGUCGGUCGACGAGAUCGACUUCGCGGCGCUCUACAAGGCAUACGAUGAUGAGUUGCUCGCCUGGAAGGCCGUGGUUGACAUUCGCCACGACGGUGAGAAGAUGUCGAAGGAUCCCGCGGUGGUGAUGCAAAUAACGCUCAUCCAUUGCGUGCAUCACUACUGCCGCUUGGUCAUCUGCUGCUGCGGGAUGCAACUCCUCUCCAAGGAUCCGAAGACCGUGAAGCCCAGCGAGCUUUUUGCCGGCUGCGUGCAGGCAGCCACGAGCCUCGUGAAGCUUAUGGUUGAAGACUUCCUGCCGAGCGGAUUUGUGCCCUACUUCCCAGAGCUCGUAUACGUCCACUCCGCGUUCGCGGCGGUCGUGCUCAUGAAGUGCCUUCGUCCCGAGUUCAACUGCUACCUGGACAUUGAACAGGAGGAGCGUAUCAUCCUCCUUGUCAGCCGCCUCUUCGAAACGUGGACCUCGGACAAUUUUUCCCUCGACGAACGCCACAACCCGCAAAUCUACGCGCGUUUCGUCAAAGGUCUCAUGGAGUCGCACCUCACCCGCCUGGCUGAUAAGAAGCGCGCCGCGGCCGUGCAAGCGAGCGGCACAUACUCGGCGAACUCUGUUCCACCGCCGCCGCCUCCUCCCCAGCCUCAGCCUCAACCUCGGACCCCCGAACAGUACACCAACGGCGCCGGUCGACACGGCGUGCCCACAUCCCCUAUCAACCCUUCACCCACCUUCUCUUCCACGCCUUCCAGCCUUGCUGCGGCAGCGGCGUCUAUGUCUCCGCAUUCGCCUGUGCUCUUCGGAUCGCCUGGCACAGAGAUGCCCUUCGGGGACCUGUACGCGACCGAUCUCGAUAUCACGCAGCUCGCGGCGGCCGCAGGACAACAUAUGGCGGACACCUCGUCGUCGAGCUCUCUGGCUGGUGCUGCCGGUGGCAUGUUGAACGUGCCUUGGGAUGCGCUCUUCUCGACGGCGAGCGGAGACUUGUCCGGAGGCGUCUUGAGCGGACCUUUCGGCAGUGGUGACGUGACGAGUAUGAUGGGCGGAGAAUCGCUCGCGGCGCUCAUGGGCCUCGAGAGCGAUGCGUGGUUCUUGCCGAGCUGA